AUGAGUCCCAGCAUCACUGCCGAGGCCACCCAGCCUCUCCCUGCCAGGUCCACCGUGGCCCAGAGAAAACAGGCCAACGAACUGAGAAAGACUCUUAAACCCUUACUGGAGAAGAGAAGGCGUGCUCGCAUCAACGACAGCCUCAGUCACAUGAAAAGCCUGAUUCUUCCUCUGGUUGGCAAAGAUAACGCUCGCUACUCCAAGCUGGAGAAAGCUGAUAUUCUGGAAAUGACCGUCCGUUUCCUCAGAGACCUUCCCUCUACUCCUGUCAAAGACUCCGCAGAGAGUUACAGAGAAGGCUACAAAGCCUGCCUCCAGCGCAUCUCCGCUCUGCUACCCACAACGAGCUUGGAUCAGGACACGUGCCAGCGGGUGAACGAGUUCGUCCAGCAGUCAACUUCUGCGAACGUAACCCCAACAUGCCUGAACUGCUGUGCUCAGAGCUCCAGGACCUUCCCUCAGAUCCAGCAGAGACUCCUGAGCCUCAAAUCCAGCUUCAGCACCAGACUGGAGAGCCAGUCCCGCAGCAGCAGCGCAGUGGCUCCCAGCCGCGCGCAGCCAGUCCCGCAGGCUGUCAGCGCGGCCAUGUGGAGACCCUGGUAGAUUAGUUGGA
Labrus bergylta (ballan wrasse) is the source of this 613-nucleotide messenger RNA. Its product is annotated as transcription factor HES-2-like. NCBI's taxonomy places the organism in Eukaryota, Metazoa, Chordata, Actinopteri, Labriformes, Labridae. Gene Ontology annotation, molecular function: protein dimerization activity; DNA-binding transcription factor activity, RNA polymerase II-specific; RNA polymerase II cis-regulatory region sequence-specific DNA binding. Gene Ontology annotation, cellular component: nucleus. The record is from RefSeq and is a predicted model, not a curated record. Gene Ontology annotation, biological process: regulation of transcription by RNA polymerase II; anterior/posterior pattern specification; regulation of neurogenesis.